Molecule: messenger RNA, 498 nt
Organism: Monoraphidium neglectum
Lineage: Eukaryota; Viridiplantae; Chlorophyta; Chlorophyceae; Sphaeropleales; Selenastraceae
Exons: 3
Coding region: 1-498 (165 amino acids)
Source: RefSeq, a predicted model, not a curated record
AUGGAGGGCAUGGAGUUUGAUGCCGACGACAAGGCCAAGGGCAUGCGCACUGGCGCUGAUGUGCUGCACUGGACCGGCUUCGACAAGACCACCAUAGGCAGCAGCACCAAGGCGCAGGCGCGCAUCCUGCUGGCGCACUACUGGCUCGCCCUCAACCUGCUGCGCGCCAACAAGGCGCGCUACGCGCAGCUCGCGGCCCCAGCGCCAGCGGCCGCCGCGCCGACGGCAGCAGCGGCGCCCGCGGCGGCGGCAGCAGCAGUGCCCGCGGCGGCGGCAGCGGUGGCGCCUGCUGCGGCGGAGGCAGCCGCAGCGCCUGCGGCGGUGGAGCAGCGCGCGGAGGCGCCGGCGCCCGAGCCGGAAGCGCCGGCCGAGGCGGCGCCGGCUGCGGCGGAGGGCGAGGCCCGGGCGGGGCCAGGGGAUGAGGCGGGGGAUGACGCUGCCGAGGGGCCGGUUGCGGAGCAGGAGCAGCAGGAGGAGAAUGUGGUGGUGCCCGCGUGA